Rotaria socialis is the source of this 1806-nucleotide messenger RNA. The record is from the annotation of a GenBank genome assembly. NCBI's taxonomy places the organism in Eukaryota, Metazoa, Rotifera, Eurotatoria, Philodinida, Philodinidae.
AUGGAGAAUACAACUAGAGAUGAUCCGUUUCUUUCACAUUUUGAAACAUUGGCCGAUGAAUCCCAAAUCAAUAAUAAAUCAUCGAAAAAAAAGCUUGAUCUAUUUUCAUCAUCAUUUGGCUCCUGUCAAUUCUCAUCAACUUCAUCAGAUAAUCAAUCACCUAUACUUCCAUGUCCGGUGUCUACGACAAUUGAUUCGUUUGCAAUAAAAAAAUCUCUUUUGUCAAAUAUCGAAGCAUCAGGUAGUCAAUUAACACAAUUACAAAUGGAUUUUUUUUCAUUAAUUCAUAAUUAUUACGAUGUUUACUAUCCGAAUCGAACGAAUGUGAAUGAUAAUGGUGAACAAUUACGAUUUGUUAUUUGUCUGCAUUUAAUAAAUCAUGUGUUAAAAACUCGUGCGCGUAUAUUAUCGCAUAAUGCAAAACUAAAAGAAAAUCCUGAUCUUGAUUAUCACGAUCAAGGUUUUACAAGACCGAAAGUUCUUAUUAUUGUACCAUUUCGUGAAAGUGUUCGACGUAUUAUCAAUUGUUUUGAAAAUCUUUUAUUAACUAUAGAUGACAGUGAAACAACUGAUCAAUUACAAAUGACUCAUCGAAAACGAUUUAAAGAAGAAUAUGGUGGAGGAGAAAUAGAUAAUGAAAAUCAUUAUGGAAAAUUUCAACGAACAUCGAAUGAAUAUGAUGAAAUAUUUGCUGGAAAUAUUGAUGAUCAUUUUCGAUUAGGUAUAUCUAUUACAAAAAAGUCAUUGAAAUUCUUUCAAUCAGUCUAUAAAUCUGAUUUUCUCAUUGUGUCACCAGUUGGUCUUCGAACACUACUAGAAAAACGUCGUGGUAAACGUAAACGUAAUCAAUCAUCAGACAAUUCUGAUUCUGAUAGUGAUGACGGUACUAACAAUGAUAAUGGUUCAUCUUCGAUUGCUGACUUUCUCUCAUCAAUUGAAAGUGUUUAUAUUGAUCAAUUAGAUGUAUUAUCAAUGCAAAAUCUUGAUCAUCUAUUUUAUAUAUUGGAAAAUCUUAAUUGUAUUCCUGAACAAGCAACAUCAUCAACAGAUUUUUCUCGUAUUCGUCAUUGGUCGUUAAAUGGCUGGGCGCGUUACUAUCGUCAAUUAAUAGUUCUAACAUCGUUCACAAGUCCAUUAUUUCUCAGUUUAUUUCAUCGUUUUUCAACAAACUAUGCUGGACAAUGUUUAAUUCAGCCAACAUUUCCAUUAAACGGUUUUAUACGUCCAUUAUCAACAUUCAAUCAAUUAUUUCAGCGUAUACCUGUAUGUGAUCCAACAUUAAGAUUUAAUUAUUUUAUUGAACAUAUUCUACCACGUUUUGAUACUUCAACAUAUGAUCAUACAUUAAUUUAUUUAUCAUCGUAUUUUGAUUUUGUACGUUUAAAAAAUUAUAUGCGUACAGAAAAACAUAAACAAUUUAAUUAUUUAACAUUAAGUGAAUAUUCAACGAAAAAACAAAUUCUAUUGGCAAGAAAUAUAUUCUAUCAUCGUGAAGUACGGUUUUUAUUAAUGACAGAACGUUUUCAUUUCUAUCAUCGUUAUCGUAUCAAAGGUAUACGUCAUAUAUUAUUUUAUGAUUUACCAUCAUAUGGACAUUUCUAUCCGGAAAUAGCACAAUUUUUAACAUUACCACAUGUUGUUGAUAAGAAAAAAACAAUACCCACAGCUCAAAUUGAUGAACCAAGUACAUGUACGGCACUAUAUGCUAAAGAAGAUGCAUUAAAAUUAGCUUAUAUACUUGGGCAAACUUCUGUGACUGAUUUGUUAAAUUCAGAAAAAAAUACACAUUUGUUUACGAAUAAAUAA